UAAAAUCAAUCCCCAACCCCAAAAUCUGAAGCCUUUUCCUUCUCUCUCUCUCAAAUUCUCCCCCAAAAUCCCCAAUCCUCUCUCUCUCUAUUUUUCCUCCAUUAAAUUCUAGAAAUUUCUUAGGUAUGCCUGCUUGGUGGGGAAGGAAGUCAAGCAAGACCAAAGCGGACCCGCCGGAGAAGUCACUCAACCCUUACAGCAACCGCUACGCCGUCACCGCCGCCGUCAAGUCGCCGCCGAUCAAGACCAAUAGAGACAGGAGCUUCGAUGAGCCGACGCCGCGUGGCUCGCCGAGAGUCAGUAAGGAUUUGGGGACGGUUAUAAACGGGUCGUCGUCCGGCUUCUCGGGUUUCGAUUCCGAUGGCGGCGGCUCCAAGGGACAUCCGCUGCCGCGGCCGUCGGUGUCGUCGCCGCAGGGAGUGGGAAAUGAUCAGGGGAUUGGGUUGGGAUCUGCGACGGGAUCGGUUUCCAGUGGGACUUCGUCGGUGUCGUCCUCCGAUGAGCAGCCAAUUGUGCACGACCCCAGUCAAUUUGGGGCUUUCAGAGUUAAUGCUGAACCCAAGUUCAGCAUGAUGCCGAGGAGUCCAGGUCCAGGGUCUAGGGGGCCGACUAGCCCAACAUCUCCUCUUCAUGCACGGUUGGGGGGCAUGAGUUUGGAGUCUCCAACAGGGAAGCUAGAUGAUGGGAAGAGUGUAUGUCAUCCACUUCCUCUCCCUCCAGGUUCUCCUACCAGCCCUUCUUCCUUGCCCAACAAUAGAACUAGUGGAAUCACUGAAAGCAUAGCUUCUGCCCUAUCAAAGUGGAAGAAGGGAAGGCUUCUUGGAAGGGGGACUUUUGGUCAUGUUUAUGUCGGAUUUAACAGUGAAAGUGGGCAAAUGUGUGCAAUUAAAGAAGUCAGGCUUGUUGAAGAUCAGUCAUUAAAAGAAUGUCUUAAGCAACUGAACCAGGAAAUAAAUUUGCUAAGUCAGCUCUCACAUCCAAACAUUGUUCGAUAUCACGGAAGUGAAUUGGGUGACGAGGCACUUUCAGUUUAUUUGGAGUAUGUCUCUGGUGGCUCAAUUCAUAAAUUGCUUCAAGAAUAUGGUGCCUUUAAGGAACCUGUCAUUCAAAAUUACACCAGACAGAUAUUAUCUGGUCUUGCCUACUUACAUGGCAGAAAUACAGUUCAUAGGGACAUUAAAGGUGCAAACAUAUUAGUGGACCCUAAUGGUGAAAUCAAGUUGGCAGACUUUGGCAUGGCUAAACAUAUUACAAAUGUUGCUUCGAUGCUGUCAUUCAAAGGAAGUCCUUACUGGAUGGCCCCUGAGGUUGUCAUGAAUACAAAUGGCUAUAAUCUCGCAGUGGAUAUAUGGAGCUUGGGAUGUACUAUUCUUGAAAUGGCGACUUCAAAACCUCCAUGGAGCCAGUAUGAAGGGGUGGCUGCAAUAUUUAAGAUUGGAAACAGCAAAGAUAUGCCAGAUAUUCCUGAUUAUCUUUCCCAUGAUGCAAAGAAUUUUGUGAGGCUGUGCUUGCAACGUAACCCAUCUGACCGUCCUACUGCUUCUAAACUGCUAGACCACCCUUUCAUUAGAGAGCAAAUGACAACAAGAAGUUCGAACAUCAAGCUAACCAAGGAUGCCUUCCCAUACGCCUUUGAUGGAAGCAGGACUCCGCCAAUACUAGAACUGCAUUCAAACAGAACGAGCACCUUGUGUGAUGCAGAUCAUACAACAAAACCUGCAGUAACAAGUUCAAGGGCUAUAUGGAGCCCCAGAGAGAAUGCGAGGAUGAUUACAUCUUUGCCCGUAUCUCCUUGUUCUAGCCCUUUACGACAAUAUGGACCGGCACACAAGAGCUGUUUUCUUUCUCCUCCUCACCCAACUUAUGCCUUGAUGGGACAGAGUAGUUACAAUUUGAAUGAGUAUUCAUCAUAUACAACAAGACCAAACACAUCAUACACUCUCGAACCUUGGCGGGAAUCACCUAUGCUUAGACCCCAAACACCGAGUGGAUCACCAAGAACAAGACCCAUUUGAAUGUACAUACCAUGAAGACAAAACGUUUUCCACUGUCUCCCCACAAUGCUUGAUGAACUGGAGUCAAUACUAAUUUUAGAAGGAAAUCUCUUUCAUGCUCCCCAUUUAGCGAUUUUGUUUGUAUAUGCUACAUUCCCUAGGAGCUACAGGAUUGUUAUGUAAGGGAAAGAUGGGAGAGAUGCUGGAGGAGGCAUGGGGAUAUGCUGGAUUAACAAAUCCAGCAACCGACAUAUAUAUCAUCCUCAUUGUUGUAAAAUGUAAAUGGAAGCUGGUCUAGUUUGUAACAUUUAUGUCUUAUAUUGAUGUUAAUGAUAAAAGAUACUGCAUACCAGCGGUUAAUUGUUAGACACAUGAAA
Messenger RNA from Rosa rugosa (rugosa rose), 2371 nucleotides. RefSeq names its product mitogen-activated protein kinase kinase kinase 3. The transcript is spliced from 11 exons. The record is from RefSeq and is a predicted model, not a curated record. The coding region runs from base 126 to 2015 and encodes 629 amino acids. Lineage: Eukaryota; Viridiplantae; Streptophyta; Magnoliopsida; Rosales; Rosaceae. Gene Ontology annotation, biological process: protein phosphorylation. Gene Ontology annotation, molecular function: protein kinase activity; ATP binding.